Thecamonas trahens ATCC 50062 is the source of this 2232-nucleotide messenger RNA. RefSeq lists its product as uncharacterized. Gene Ontology annotation, molecular function: calcium:proton antiporter activity. Lineage: Eukaryota; Apusomonadida; Apusomonadidae. Bases 1 to 2232 code for a protein of 743 amino acids. The record is from RefSeq and is a predicted model, not a curated record. Gene Ontology annotation, cellular component: membrane; endomembrane system. Gene Ontology annotation, biological process: calcium ion transmembrane transport; intracellular calcium ion homeostasis. The transcript has a single exon.
AUGUCGUCGACGGUACCAAGGAUCCGCCCGCGGCGGCGACGGCGCGAGUCACUGUCGCUGUCGGAGGAAGAGGAUGCGUCGGUCGCCGGUGGGUUUGACGGCCUCAACGUCCGCCCGCGCAACCUCGAGGAGCGGCAUCAGGUACUCAACUACUUGUUCGGCUUUGCGCCGACGGCCAAGUCUGUGACGCGGUCGUCGACGCCACGGCUACUCCGCGACGAUGCGACGAGCUCGCCGGCGCCACUGCCGGCGUUUGAGCCCGCGGCAUCGCGCUCGAUCUUUGGUUUUGGCGAGGCGUCACUGGUGACGGUCGGCAAUGUGGUCUGGCUCAUUCUCUUUGGCUGGUGGAUUGCGCUGCUGUACCUAGCGCUCGCCGGCGUGCUCGCCAUCUCGUGGGUCGGGCGCUACCACGCGUCGCUGCUCUGGCACCUCUCGUCGUGGUACCUGUGGCCGUUUGGCCGUGCGCUCGAGCGAGUCGGUGGUGGCAACGUGACUCCAUCGCUGCUCCCGGCCAAGGCGCGGCUGUACGGCUCGACAGUGUCGAUUGGCUCGGCCGGCGAGAGCGCUCGGGCCGAAGCCGGCGAGGGCGGCCGCAUCGACGCCGCCGGCGACGCCGAGCGCCCGCUGUCGGGCCUCGGCGGGCGGUCGUCGUCGCUAGCUGGCAUCAACGCGAACAACGGGCUCGAGACGCAGGCGCACAACAACGCGGCAGCCGAUCAGGGCGCGGUCGAGGCGCUGCUCGGCAAGCUGGUAUACUAUGUGCUUGCCUUUCCUGUCCUUGCUCUCGUCCACGUCGUUGUCUCGGCCAUGAUGUGGAUGUCGGUCGUCAUGAUCCCCAUGUUUGAGCUCAACAUGCGCGGGCUCAAGGCGCUGUAUGAAGAGCCACUGACGCUGUUUGUAGGCGAGUCGACGCCGCGAGCCGGUGCGCAGAUUGUUAUGUGCACGUACAAGGCCGCAGACUCGCGGUACUUUUACUACGAGCGCUUUGGCGUCAACGUCGUUCUCCUCAACAUGUUCCCCUUUGUGGGACUCACCCUCAUCCUGGGCUACCUCGGUGAGCACGUGGUCUUCCUCAAGCCCAUCUCCACGCCGGGUGUCAUCUUUGUCUCCUCGCUCCUCUCUACCGUCCCCAUCGCGUACUUUAUCGGCAUGGCCAUCUCGUCGAUCUCGGCUCAGUCCACCUUUGCCGUAGGCGCGGUCCUCAACGCCACUUUUGGCUCCAUCAUCGAGCUCAUUCUCUACGCCAAGCUCCUGCUCUCGGGCUACUCAUCGAUCGUCAAGGCCGCCGUCACCGGCUCGCUCCUGGGCGUCAUGCUCUUCAUGCCCGGCCUCUCCAUGGUCGUCGGUGGGCUCAAGUUCAAGUCACAGCGGUUCAACGCCACUGCCGCCGGCGUCUCGUCGGUCCUCCUCCUCAUCGCCAUCAUCGGCGCCUUUUCGCCCACCGUCUUUUACAACAUCUACGGCACGUACUCGCUCUCCUGUACCUUCUGCGCCCCAACCAACUCGUCGCUCGCCUGCACAGGCUGUGCCUACAUCGAGGGCGCCAACGAGCUCAACGCAGACCCCAUCUACCAGGAUCGCGCACGCCCGCUCUCGUACGUCUGCGCGGCCAUUCUCCCUAUGGCCUACUUUGUCGGUCUCCUCUUCACGCUCAAGACCCACAAGCACAUCUACGAGGUGACCGAGUUCUCCGACGACGACAGCAACGGCUCCGAGGAGGGCGGUGGCCACAACGCGCCGGCAUGGUCCAACCUCGUCUGCAUCUCGGUCCUCCUCUCGUGCACCAUUCUCUUUGCUCUCGUCUCCGAGACGCUUGUCGACUCGAUCCAGCCCAUCCUCGCCUCGCUCGGCAUCUCGGAGCUCUUCCUCGGCCUCACCCUCCUCGCACUCGUGCCGAACACCGCAGAGUUUGCCAACGCCGUCCAGUUUGCGCUCCAAAACAACGUCAUGCUUUCCAUGGAAAUCGGCGCCUCGGCCGCGGCUCAGAUCACCCUCAUCCAGAUGCCUGUCCUCACCUUUUUCUCUGCUAUUGUCGGCACCGACGACGCCGACACCUUUACGCUCAUCUUCCCGCAGCUCCACCUCUUUGCCGUCAUCUUUGGCGUCAUCAUCCUCAACUACAACUCGCUCGACGGGCAGAGCAACUACUUUCAGGGCGCCGCCUUUUGCAUCGUCUACGCUGCCCUGGUCGCCACCUUUUACUUUGUCCCCGAUGUCCCGGGCAUCAACUAA